Molecule: messenger RNA, 3449 nt
Organism: Vitis riparia (riverbank grape)
Lineage: Eukaryota; Viridiplantae; Streptophyta; Magnoliopsida; Vitales; Vitaceae
Product: transcription termination factor 2-like
Exons: 17
Coding region: 97-2577 (826 amino acids)
Molecular function (GO): ATP-dependent chromatin remodeler activity; ATP binding
Source: RefSeq, a predicted model, not a curated record
CCACUCACCGACUUAUGCAUUUAAAAUCUCUGAAAUUCUCGGCAAACUGCAAGAAACCCCCAACUUUCCCUUCCAUCAUUUUCCGUCUUUCCAAACAUGGUUCGCAGGUCUGAUCGCAUCGCUUCCCGUCCACCUAAGAGGUUUGCUGCCCUAGAAAACUCUGAAGAAGAAGAAGAGGAGGAGGGUGCUGGCGAAGAAGAAAGGGAAGAAGACAAUGACAGGAGACUUCAAGAUGUUUUUUAUGAUGACAAGGAAGGAGUAUUGGAUCAUGGACCAAAGAAAGGGCGAAAAAAGCAACAGAGCAAACCGAAACUACAAUGGAAAGUUUUGGAAAAAGAGAAUGAGACUUUUCUGAAUUUUUGUGAAAUAAAAAAUCAUCUUAUGAAUUUCGGAGAUGAAGUGAUUUUGGAACCUACUGAGGCGCCCCCGCACUUUCUUGUACCUCUUCUGAGCCACCAAAAGGAAUGGCUGACUUGGGCUUUAAAGCAGGAGGAGUCACCUUUUAGAGGAGGGCUUCUUGCAGAUGAGGCUGGAAUGGGGAAGACAAUCCAAGCCAUUGCGCUGGUUCUUGCAAAAAAGCCAAUCCAUAGAAUAGACGCUGGACCAUGUGAAGCAUUGCCUUCAUCCAGUUCACAGACAGCAGAACUGCCAGAAACUAGAUGCACACUCAUUAUCUGUCCUCCAAUUGCUCUGUCUCAUUGGGAGAAGGAGAUUGUUCGUUGUACACCCCAAGGGAGCACCAAAGUGCUGGUCUGUCAUGGGGAUGAAAGAAACAAGAUGGUUCAUGACUUAUCGAGCUAUGAUUUUGUUUUGACAACUUAUCAGACCGUAUUCACGGAAUAUGAGACCUCUUGUAAGUCGUGGUUUCCCGUAGAUCUGGCUUCACUCUGUAGAGGAUGGAGAUUUGGAAUUGCUGAGAGAGAGUCCGAGGAGAAUUUGAAAUCUUCCAACAUGGAAGCAAAAUGUGCAAGUUCAGGAGAUAGUACAUGUGUUUGUGAUGGUGGUAGAGGGAAGAGUUCUUGCAAUAAUAAAAAGAAGAAUCCCAAGCAAAAAAAGAAUGCAAGCACUUUGUCUUCCAAGUCAAGUCUAUCAAUCACUAGGGAAUUCUCUCUGCACUCAAUUAAGUGGCAACGGAUUAUUCUGGAUGAGGCUCACUCCAUAACAAACGAAACUACAAAAGCAAUUUUUUCUUUAAAGUCUUCAUACAAAUGGGCUUUAAGUGGCACUCCAGUUCAGAAUAAUUUCCAAGAACUUUACUCAAUGAUCCGCUUUUUGCAAAUAUUUCCUUAUGCAUACCACUUUUGUCAAUAUUGUGACUGGAAAUGUAUCAUGCCCGAACUUUGUUGGACUCAUAAUUGGUCCUUUUGCUGGUGGCAAAAGUAUGUUCGUAAACCAAUGAGACAAGGAGGUGAUGCAAAAAGAAGAGCCAAGACUUUGGUAACCCAAAAGAUUCUGAAAAGCAUAAUGCUAAGGCGUACUAAAGAAAGUAGAAAAGAACUUUGUCUUCCAACUAGAAUUGUUAGAGUGAGACGAUGUGCAUUAGAUAUUAGAGAAGAAGAGUAUUACAGGACAUUAUAUGAAAAAUGUCGAUCACAUUUUAAUAGAUAUGUUGCGGCUAGACACUCGUGGACAGAUUGGUCUCAAAUAGGUAGACUUUUGCCACGGUUGCAAAAGGCACUCAAUCACCCAUAUCUUGUGAUUUAUUCUAAAGGUCCAGUACCAGGAAGGAGAUAUAGGAUUGAUUUGGCAAAUGAUGAUCAAGUCUGUGGCAUUUGUCAUGAGGCUCCAGAAGAUAAAGUUGUUGCAUGUUGCAAGCAUGUCUUUUGUAAGACUUGUCUCCAGUCUCUUGCUCCAGCCCUUGGACUAGCUUUAUGUCCCUUAUGUUCAACACCAUAUACUGGUAAAUCUGCAAUGAAGAAGAAUGAUUCUCCAUUUACUGGUAAAUCUGCAAUGAAGAAGAAUGAUUCCGUAAUGAAGAACAACACUGGUUCCGGAACAACCUUUAAAGACUUUAAAUCCUCAAGUCUCUUAAAGAGAAUUUCUCUCAAUGAAUUUCAGACAAGCACAAAAAUUGAAGCUUUGAGGGAAGAAAUCAGGUUCAUGGUAGAAACAGAUGGUUCUGCAAAAGCUCUUGUUUUUAGCGACUUCAUUUCUUUCUUGGAUUUAAUUGAGUACUCCUUGCUGAAGUCUGAAAUAAAUUGUGUAAAGCUGGUCAGGGAUAACACUGUUGAUGCAAGAAAUGCAUUGGUAUCAAGAUUCUUCAAAGACCCAGAUUGCAAAAUCUUACUCACAACUUUGGAAGCUGGAGGUGUUUCCUUGAAUCUCACCAUCGCAUCAUAUGUUUUCUUGAUGGAACCCUUCUAUACCGCUGCAGAGUUGAAGGCUUGUGAUAGAGUUUAUCGAAUCGGUCAGCACAAGACAGUAAGAAUUGUGAAGUUUGUAGCUGAGAACACAAUAGAGGAGAGGAUGCUGGAGCUGCAAGCAGCGAAGAACCAAAUUUCACUGAGUGCAUUACCUGGUUCGCUAAAUCUUGAGGAAGAACUAACAGUUGAGGACCUGAACUACUUCUUCAUGUAAGCCAAAGAUACUUUGAAGCAGCUGGCACCCCUGCAGUACAAUAAUGUUGAUAUAUUUGUGUUUGUGACAUAAUUGUUAUUGGUAAAUUGCAAAUCUCAGUCUACACUAAUAAAAGAGCAAGUAAAUCUUUAAGAAGAUAUUAGUGUAACGAACCUCUGAUAUCAAUCUGCUUCUAAUGUGAUGAUCUUCUGGAAUAUCACUAGCUUGUCCUGUGGCUGUGUCUGGGAUUAUGAUGAGCCACCCUGAAUUGCUAGUUGUGUCCCUUUGCCAGAAAGAACUAUGCGACAUCCAACAAAGAACUGCUCCUUCUGCAGACCAAGAAAUUCGGUAACUACUGCUACCAUGUCCAGUGUUGAGACUACAUGGAACCCAGCCAACCUUCAUUUGCUUCUAUAUAUAUAUAUAUAUAUUGGGCACCAUACUAGACCCAGCCCACGCAUGGUAGUAGCAGGUAGCAGAUUUUCUUAGUUUAUGGGAGUAGUUCUUUGUCGGAUAUUGCAUGAUUCUCUCUGGCAAAGGAACACAACUCGCAGCUUAAGGCAGCUUGUCAUAAUCCUUGACAUAGCCCUGAGACAAGCUUGUGAUGUUCCAGAAGAUGAUCCUCAAAUUAGAAGUAGAUUGAUAUUUGAGGUUUGUUAGAUUAAUAUCUUCUUUAAACUUUACUGAUUUCUUUAGUUUGGCCUCAGAUUUGCAGUUCAGUACUUGUCACAAUUGUGUUAUAAGUUAUAACAAGCUCAAAGACAAUCUUUUCAACUUUUUUACAUCCUUCUUAGAUUUGAUAAAUUGUCCCAUCCAUCAAGUAAAUUGAACCUUCAAGUUUAACUAUUUGUAUUGAGAACAAAACUAGCCAUUUCAAUGUAUCAUCUUUCUUG